UGCACCCUUAGUGUUCUGAAGGUUGCAUCACUGGCACCUAUAGAUCUCAUGUUCCUCAGCUUCCUCAGAGUCCUCCUCAAAAACAAUAUCGAUUGCCUUUUUCCCCGAUCAGUGACUUUCCAUUCUGUCACUUGGUUGGGUGUUUACCAACGGCAAACAAAACAAGAAAAGGAAUCAUUACAGAUAACUGAAGACACUUCGAGGGGAGGUGAAGGAGCUGCAUUUCCUCACACUUCAGCUUUCACUGACCGGAGCGUCCAGUAUCAGUUUCUUUCCGACCGCGGCAGCACGCAGGUAACCUAUCAGGUUGUUCAGUUGACUAACCAGUCAUUGGUGGGUGGGGCGGUGGGCGUGGUCUCGUCUGCUUCAUUCGCUGGAGCCCAGCAGGCUGUGAUCCAGAGUCCCUUCAGUAAUGAUGGCAGUCCUGCAGCAGAGACGAUCGGAGGCGAGGCACGCUUCUCCUACAUCCCACCAGCUGCUGUAAGUGAUGCGACAGCCACUGGAGUUUCAGCCCAUCCGGCCGAACCUACACGCUCUCACACAGCAGGUCAGUUCUACGUGAUGAGCGCGCCAGACGUUCUUCAGACGGAUGUAUCACGUACCAUAGCUCCUCACUCUCACCCAUAUACAGCGAAGAUGGAAGGGCUGCGCAUGCCGAGAGACGAACGCAGAAGGGCGCAACACAACGAAGUGGAGCGACGUAGACGAGACAAGAUCAACAACUGGAUCGUGACACUGUCUAAAAUCAUCCCAGACUGCAACGUGGACAGCACUAAAACCGGAGGGAGUAAAGGAGGCAUCCUGUCCAAGGCCUGCGAUUACAUCCAGGAGCUGCGUCAGAGCAACCACAGUCUCUUUGAGAGUCUUCACGAAAUGAAGAGAGUCCAGAUGGACAACGAGAUCCUCCGACAGCAGGUGGAGGAGCUGAAGAACGAGAACGCUUUGCUCCGAGCUGAACUACAGCAGUGUCGAGCUGCCUCAGACGUCACAGACAAGCCCUCGCACUGAGCCUAAGGAGAGAAACGCCUUAGAUUUGUCUUUAGCAAAUGAAGGACUUUUUUUUUUGUAUUUUUUGUAUUUCGGAUUUUUAACUUGAUGGAUUUUCGCAUAUUAACACGGACUGAAUGAGGAACAGGACGGUGUUCCAGAGCGACGUUUUUACAAAGCGAAAAGCGCGUCAUGCUAAAUAUAGCAGAAGUGCUGUAGACUGAGCAGUAGAGCUGUAGAACCCGAACCCCUGCUUUAGUUCUUUUUAUUUUUGUCUAUUUAUUAAGCUUGACUGUGAAACCUUUUUACCUGUUAAAGCUUUUUUUUUUUUUUUUU
Messenger RNA from Clarias gariepinus (North African catfish), 1323 nucleotides. RefSeq names its product upstream stimulatory factor 2. The coding region runs from base 49 to 1008 and encodes 319 amino acids. Gene Ontology annotation, molecular function: protein dimerization activity; RNA polymerase II cis-regulatory region sequence-specific DNA binding; DNA-binding transcription factor activity, RNA polymerase II-specific. The transcript is spliced from 10 exons. NCBI's taxonomy places the organism in Eukaryota, Metazoa, Chordata, Actinopteri, Siluriformes, Clariidae. The record is from RefSeq and is a predicted model, not a curated record. Gene Ontology annotation, biological process: regulation of transcription by RNA polymerase II.